Messenger RNA from Symbiodinium pilosum, 567 nucleotides. The record is from the annotation of a GenBank genome assembly. NCBI's taxonomy places the organism in Eukaryota, Dinophyceae, Suessiales, Symbiodiniaceae.
GCUGGCGCCAAGGACGCGUCCGAUAAGGCCAAGCAGCAGAUGCAGAGCGCUUGGGAGCAGGCGCCCACCACAGAACAAGUGAAGGCUGGCGCCAAGGACGCCUCUGACAAAGCCAAGCAGCAGAUGCAAAGUGCCUGGGAGCAGGCGCCAACCACAGAGCAAGUCAAGGCCGGUGCCAAGGACGCCUCUGAGAAGGCUAAGCAGCAGAUGCACAGUGCCUGGGAGCAGGCGCCAACGACGGAAGAAGUGAAGUCUGGAUUCAAGGACCUCACCGAGCGAGCAAGGGCGAGCAUGCAAAGCGCCUGGGCACAGGCCCCCAGCACCGAGCAAGUGAAGGCCGGACUCAAGGACUUCUCUGAGCAAGCCAAGCAGUCGGCAAGCAGCGCCUGGGAGCAGGCGCCCUCCACGGAGCAAGUGAAGGCUGGCGUCAAGGACAUGACCAACCGAGCUCAGCAGCAAUUGACCGGCGUCAAGGAGGAGGUCGCUGACGUUCCCGUGCUGCAGGGUGAGGAAGGCAAGAUGCCCACUUGCAAUCUCUUCGGGUCGUGCGGUGCGGACCAGGCGUGA